AUGGAAGCUAAUUGCGAGUGUCAAUAUACAUUGAUGGUAACCAAUGAAAUAAUGCAAGGACAGUUCCCUGAAACGAAAGAUAAUUUUAAUCAUGUGCCCAGUAUUCACGAGGUGGACGAAGAAGAAACUGACGAAGAGUAUGUUUGCGAUCAAGAUUCCACCAUCCUAAACGAGGUGCAAGAAGUUACUGACAUAAGAGAUGCAAUAGAUAAUAACUCAUUAUAUAGUAACGAGUCAUUUUGUUCUGAUGAAUCCUGCGAUGAAUCUGAAGGAACUAAUACUACACCAAGAACUUUGAACGAGUCUCAUUAUACACCUCAAGUUACUUAUUAUGAAUACAAGAAGGAAGAUAAUGAAGAAAAGUGUGAAAGUGUGAUACAAGACAAUGGUAAUACAAAUUCAGCUCGUUGCAAAAGUUCACUGUCUGUAGAUAAGUCUAUAAUACUCAAGACAAUAAGAAGCAGAAGGAAGAAUAUGAGUUUUACAGAUGAAGAACUUAGGAAGAUUGAAUGGGAGAAUCAGCUUCUUCUGAGAAAGAUAAUGGCUCAGCAAAAACCAAAGGAGAAAGUACUUCAUGAAAAUAUACCACAACAAAGAGCAAGCAGUUCUGCAAUCAAUAGGAAGAAGUUACAGAAGAAAAUUGAAAGUGAAAAUAUAUUGCUUCUCCAAAGGCUACAACAAACUAAAUCACGUGUUAUGAACAUCGCAACAAAACCUGGAUGCAGGCAGACAAUUCUGUAA
Molecule: messenger RNA, 741 nt
Organism: Dufourea novaeangliae
Lineage: Eukaryota; Metazoa; Arthropoda; Insecta; Hymenoptera; Halictidae
Exons: 2
Coding region: 1-741 (246 amino acids)
Biological process (GO): spermatogenesis
Source: RefSeq, a predicted model, not a curated record